AUGAUUAAUAGAGUUAUUGAUUUACAACAGCGUUACAAUCGCCAGGCAGAGCUUACGGUCGAGACUCACCAGGAGAUCUUAAGAAGACUUGUGUUGCGCCAUCAGCACCGAGUUGAAAUCGCUACUCGGAUAGGUGUGCCUACCAAAGUGCUUGAUGGUAUGAGUGGAGAGUUUGAUAAAGUCGUUGAGAGUUUAAUUAAUUACUUUGCCAAUGAAAUUGCCCAGUACCAUCGUCUUUACCAUAUGGAUAUGGACCGUCAUAUGGCGAGAAAAUUGAUGAAAAAGCCGGUGGUGAUGUCGCCUUCAGGCUACAAAACUAAUGAAGACCAACGUGUAAUGCAAACACCACAGAACUUCACGAUGGAAGUGUUGUCUAGAGAGGCUAAGGUGUUUGUCUCAGAGUUUUUGGUGAUUACUCUCAGUAUUAUGUGUAUGGCGAUGGUAAUCAGAUGGGGCUCUGUCAUUCCUGAUUUAGUUGCAAGCCAUUUAAUAUUUCAGGCACCGUUCCCAUUGAGUAUAGUUGAGUUGUCGAACUUGACCACUGCCUUUGUACGUGCAUGA
This is a messenger RNA of Diutina rugosa, 561 nucleotides long. RefSeq lists its product as uncharacterized. The transcript has a single exon. NCBI's taxonomy places the organism in Eukaryota, Fungi, Ascomycota, Pichiomycetes, Serinales, Debaryomycetaceae. The record is from RefSeq and is a predicted model, not a curated record. The coding region runs from base 1 to 561 and encodes 186 amino acids.